Molecule: messenger RNA, 2341 nt
Organism: Manduca sexta (tobacco hornworm)
Lineage: Eukaryota; Metazoa; Arthropoda; Insecta; Lepidoptera; Sphingidae
Product: myrosinase 1
Exons: 7
Coding region: 204-1793 (529 amino acids)
Biological process (GO): carbohydrate metabolic process
Molecular function (GO): beta-glucosidase activity
Source: RefSeq, a predicted model, not a curated record
CCAUUGUGUGUACUACAGGUUGAGGCACAGUGCGCGUUGAGACAGCGUGCCGCACGUUCAUUUCGCUCCUUGCCACCUUUCGAUGUCAAUGAGCGUAACAUAGAAAUGUACAAAACCUUAGUCAAUUUGUAAAUAAAAUUUAAUUCACCAGUGAUAUUUGAAAGUGAUAUUUUUGUAAUUUAAGUGUUAUUUUAUUAUAGAAAAUGUUUAAAUACGUGUUGUUGUUUGCAGUUUUAUACGUGGGAAAUGCUGAAAUCAUCAACUUAGCUGGGGGCUUGAAAUCCAAUUACACAUUUCCAGAAGGCUUCCUGUUUGGAGUAUCAACUGCUGCUCCACAAAUUGAAGGAGCAUGGAACAUAGACGGAAAAUCAGAAAGUAUAUGGGACCACAUGAUACAUUCCAACCCAAAAUUCGUCAAGGAUGGAACCAACGCGGACGUGGCCGCCGAUUCCUAUCAUCUUUACAAACGAGAUGCCGAAAUGGUCCACGAACUUGGAGUAAACAUUUAUAGAUUCUCCAUAUCUUGGCCAAGAGUGUUACCUACAGGGCUGACAAACGAAAAAAAUCUACUAGGAAUUCAAUAUUACAGUAACCUCAUCGACGAACUGUUGAAGUACAAUGUGACUCCUAUGGUCACAAUAUACCACUGGGACCUUCCUCAGCGGCUGCAGAAUCUGGGAGGGUGGACGAACCCGCACAUAAUCGAUUACUAUACGGAUUAUGCUAGAGUUGUAUUUGAAAAUUUUGCUGACAGGGUGAAAUAUUGGGUGACGUUUAAUGAGCCGAUGCAAACUUGUUUGGAAGGCUACGGCGGCACGUACCGCGCGCCUGCACUAAACCGACAUGGCAUUGCUGAAUAUCUUUGCACUCAUAACCUUUUGAAGGCCCAUGCAAGCGUUUAUCACCUAUUCAACGAUCACUUCCGGCCUACGUAUGGAGGAAAAAUUGGAAUGUCCUUGGAUUCGAAUUGGGCUGAACCUAAGACUGAUUCGCAAAGCGACAAAGACGCAGCAGAAUUGUAUUUGAAGACGCAUCUCGGUUGGUACGCACAUCCAGUCUACUCUGCCACUGGAAACUAUCCUGAAGAACUCAUAAACCUUGUCGACGCUAAGAGCAAGCAGCAAAACUACACCAGGUCUCGUCUUCCGAAGUUCACGCCCGAAGAAAUUAAAUACAUACAAGGAACUGCCGAUUUCUUCGGGCUGAAUCACUACACAACAUAUUUGUUGAGCAUGGCUGAUGGGGAAGUAGGAGCUAUACCUUCCCAUGAGAAUGAUGUCGGUAUUGUCAGGGUACAAGACCCGCAGUGGCCAUCGGAAUCAUCGUCAGCAUGGCUUAAGGUGGUGCCGUUUGGUUUUCGUAGAUUACUUCAAUGGAUCACGAAGACGUACAACGUCCCAAUUAUAGUUACGGAGAAUGGUUACGCUGACUUUGAUGGUCUAGAGGACAAUGCUCGCGUGUCUUAUUAUAAACAUUACCUGAACGCUUUGCUCCACGCGAUCUACGAAGACCGAAGCAAUGUCACCGGCUACUUCGCUUGGAGUCUCAUGGAUAACUUUGAGUGGGACGAUGGAUAUGUGUCCCGCUUCGGUCUGUACCUGGUAGAUUUUGAUAGCCCCAACAAAACGAGGACGGCGAAGCGCUCCGCGAAGCUGUACUCGGAGGUGAUCGCCACUCGCCGCCUCCCCAACGACUACGACCCUUACGACUUUUCCGCUUUCAAGAAUGCAGGCGCCGGCCUCCUCGCCCCAACCUUGCUUUCUCUACUUUCGCUACACAGACUAUUCCUUUAACGUCGUUGUUAAAAUACUUGUGUAUAUAAAUCUGUACGUUGUAGUUCUAAACUAUAUUAUAAAGUAUUCAAUAUGUUAAGUUUCAUGUCAAUUUGAUCCCUAAUAAAGUAAAGCUUAACGCUAAACGUAGUGAGAAGUUGGGCAGUCCGGCGUGCCUGUGGCGUGCCGGCGCCUAUCAGUAUUCGACGGUGGCGAGUUUCUCGGCGUUGUCUCGGGCCACUUCCCGGCGCAGCUGCGCCUGGAUGCUCGCGAACGACUUGCCCUUCGUCUCCGGCAACACGGCCAGCAUAAACACCAGCCCAAGGAACGAUAAGGUGGCGAAGCCCCAGAAUACUGUGUAGAUCCCAUAAGCAUCUUUCACCACCUGAAAAUAACACAGUUACCAUUAAAAUAUUGAUGUCAACUAUUCAUAAAGAGAAUAUUGCUAAAAGUAUAACUAACAAUGAAUUGUAGAGUUGAGUAAAAAUUAAAAGGUUAUUUUAUAAUAUUUAUUACGUGUUAAGUAUUAAGGAUUUUAAUAAGAAUUUUAAUAAAUUUUUUAAUCCGAA